AUGCCUGGCCAGAGGAAGCGACCCUACUCCAAUAUUGAUUUUACGCUGAAGAAGGUGUUCAAGAAGCCGGGCUUUCGACUACUGCAACGCGAGGUCAUCACAGCGACGUUAGAAGGCGACGAUGUCUUCCUACAGGCUGCAACUUCCUUCGGAAAAAGCUUGUGUUAUCAGCUCCCGGCAGUAGUUGAUUUCGGCAUUACUAUUGUGAUAUCCCCCCUUCUGGCGCUGAUGAACAACCAAGUCGCUUCCAUGCGCAAUGCCAAAAUCAAAGUGGAAACCAUAAAUAGCACGACACCACCUUCCGACAAACAAAGAAUUACUGCAGACUUACAGUGUGGUCAUCCUCUCACACGUCUCCUCUACGUAACACCGGAAUUUUGUCAGGGGGACCACUUCCGCAAGAUCCUUCGCGUAAUUCAUUCCCAGCGAGAGCUCGCCCGCAUAGCGGUCGACGAGGCGCAUUGUGUCAGCGAAUGGGGUCACGACUUCCGUCCUUCGUUUCAGCAACUAUCAUUCUUCAAGACUGAGUUCCCAGAUGUUCCUAUCAUAUGUCUCACAGCUACAGCUACGGCGCGUGUCAGAGACGACAUCAUCAAAACGCUGGCUCUAGACCCCUCUAAGCUGAGAAUGUUCCGUAUGAGUACCAGCCGCCCAAACCUACACUAUGAAAUACGCUUCAAAUCGGAUGAAGACGACCACUAUUCCGACUUCCUUUCCUGGCUGAAAGCUGCUCACGCCAGACGUGCCGCAAAUCCUGAGCGAGCGACCCAAUUAGCAACCCAAAACCAGCGCGCCGAUAAUGUCCCUGGCAUUAUUUAUACCCUCUUCCGCAAAGACUGCGAAUCGCUCGCUGCCCGCCUCCGUGCUGACGGCAUAGGCGCAAAACCCUACCACGCCGGCCUCCCCCACGCCGAACGCGCAGAGGCUCUCUCGGGCUGGGUAGCCAACAAGGCGGGCUACGAUGUCGUUGUUGCUACUACUGCCUUUGGUAUGGGCAUCGACAAAGAAAACGUACGUUUCGUAGUGCACUGGCAAAUCCCCAAAUCCUUCGAAGGCUUUUACCAAGAAGCGGGCCGUGCAGGCCGAGACGGCAAAGCAGCAGUCUGCAUCCUCUAUUACGGGCGCGAAGACCGGGACCGCGCUGCGACCAUGAUGGCACGCGAUCAAGCACGUCAACCGACCAAGGGUGCUGGGGUAGCGGCGCAGCAGCAGCAGUUGAUGAACCGAGCGAAGAGCUUGCAGGCCCUAGUGGCCUAUUGCGAGGCUACGAAUGAGUGUCGUCAUAAAAUGAUUGCAAAGUAUUUCGGGGACGAGGAGGUCCCGCCAUGUGACUUUGCGUGUGACUGGUGUAAAGACGCCGAGGCGUUAGUAAGGAGGAAGGAGAGAGGGCUUGCAAGUGAAGAGUGGUGUAGCACUCAGCGAGAUUUGGGCAGAUAUGAUAUCGACGAGUAUGAGUGA
Messenger RNA from Cucurbitaria berberidis CBS 394.84, 1458 nucleotides. RefSeq names its product ATP-dependent DNA helicase. The record is from RefSeq and is a predicted model, not a curated record. Gene Ontology annotation, cellular component: RecQ family helicase-topoisomerase III complex; nucleus; chromosome. Gene Ontology annotation, molecular function: ATP binding; 3'-5' DNA helicase activity; four-way junction helicase activity. The transcript has 4 exons. Gene Ontology annotation, biological process: double-strand break repair via homologous recombination. NCBI's taxonomy places the organism in Eukaryota, Fungi, Ascomycota, Dothideomycetes, Pleosporales, Cucurbitariaceae. Bases 1 to 1458 code for a protein of 485 amino acids.